UACUUGCCAUUUUCUUAAUGUUUCAGAUAUGCUGCUGAGCAUGGAAUUAUUGUUGUGGGACCCGACACAUCUCCUAGGGGAGUGAAGGUGCCUGGUGAUGAUGAAUCAUGGGAUUUCGGUGUUAGUGCUGGCUUCUACCUUGAUGCCACCAAGGAGCCAUGGUCAAACAACUACAAGAUGGCCAGUUACUUGAACACUGAAUUAUAUGACCUCGUACAAAUAGCUUUCAGCAAUGUUGUGGACCCAGACAGAAUUGGGAUCAUGGGACAUAGUAUGGGAGGUCAUGGUGCCCUUGUAUCUACCCUAAGAAACCCAGGCCUUUACAAAUCAGUCAGUGCAUUUGCACCAAUUUGUAAUCCUACUAAAUGUCCCUGGGGAGAGAAGGCUUUCUCUGGAUAUCUUGGUGAAGACAAGAGUAAAUGGGUUGAGUGGGAUGCUACAGAAUUGGUUAAGAAGUACAACGGUCCUCCACUAACUCUGCUCAUAGACCAGGGAGCUGGGGACAAAUUUUACAUUGAGAAACAACUGCUUCCUGAAAAUUUGGUGGAGGCUUGCCGUUCUGUUAAUGUGCCAGUCAUACUCAAAUUGCGAGAGGAUUACGAUCAUUCCUACUACUACAUCUCUUCAUUCAUCGGAGAACACUUUGAUUUCCAUGCAAAGAUACUCAAAAGUUAAAAAAACCGCCGCGCACUUGUGAAAAAAGUUGACUUGGUCAACUAAUCUACAAAUCAUGCAUUUUAAAGUGUAUUUACGUAUAUUUUUGUUGUAAAUAAUAUUUGUCACAUUAAGAGAUAAUAAUAUUACUAUGUUUAUAAAUA
This is a messenger RNA of Ostrinia furnacalis (Asian corn borer), 818 nucleotides long. Its product is annotated as S-formylglutathione hydrolase. The record is from RefSeq and is a predicted model, not a curated record. Gene Ontology annotation, cellular component: cytosol. The transcript has 3 exons. The coding region runs from base 178 to 675 and encodes 165 amino acids. Gene Ontology annotation, biological process: formaldehyde catabolic process. Gene Ontology annotation, molecular function: S-formylglutathione hydrolase activity. NCBI's taxonomy places the organism in Eukaryota, Metazoa, Arthropoda, Insecta, Lepidoptera, Crambidae.